This is a messenger RNA of Eupeodes corollae, 1390 nucleotides long. Its product is annotated as histone H1-like. Gene Ontology annotation, cellular component: nucleosome. The transcript has a single exon. Gene Ontology annotation, molecular function: structural constituent of chromatin; DNA binding. Lineage: Eukaryota; Metazoa; Arthropoda; Insecta; Diptera; Syrphidae. Gene Ontology annotation, biological process: nucleosome assembly. Bases 132 to 1364 code for a protein of 410 amino acids. The record is from RefSeq and is a predicted model, not a curated record.
UCUAACAGUUCUAAUAAAUGCGAAAAAACUUCUUAAACAAAUUAUUUUAAAUGUUUUAUAAGAAUUAAGUUAUUUUGUUUUAAAUUUGUUUUGUAUUUUUAUUUCGUAUUUCGUUGUUACUUUUAUUUAAAAUGUCUCAAGAACCAAAAGUUAAGAAAUCUUCCAACACCAGCGCUGCGGGUAGUGAUCCCACUAAACCGCCUAAAAUCCCGACUCAAAAAAUGGUCGAUAAUGCUAUUAAAACUUUGAACGAGCGUACGGGGUCUUCCCUAGCAGCAAUCAAAAAAUUUAUAUCUACAACUUAUUUAAUCGAUCUUGACAAAGCAUCUACGUUAAUUAAGAAGUAUAUAAAACAAAGCGUUGAAAGUGGGAAAUUUGUUCAAACCAAAGGGACGGGUCUGACUGGUUCAUUUAAAUUCUCUAAAGCCGCAUUGAGUGAACCUAAGCCUAAGAAAAAAAAACCUAAGGUAGAUGCUGAAGGGGUUGUUAAGAAACCUAAAACAAAAAGUAAAGAAGGCAAGGAAUCAACAUCAAAGCCUAAAAAAGAUGCCGUGUCAAAGAAAAAAGCUGACCCAGCGAAUAAAAAAGAUGUGCAGCCAACAAAGAAAACUGCGACAACGACGGCGGCGAAGGUCAAGGCACAGGUAAAAGUCCCGGUACCAAAAGUAAAAGCUGCUGUUGCAGAGAAGCAAAAAAUGGCUAAAGAAGUCGCAGUUCCUAAGAAAAAGCCUACAAAGAAGCAAGAGUCAGAAACUGCUGGGAAAACUACAGCUAAAAAAAAUACUUCAACUGAAAAGAAUGUUAAAACUGCAAUCAAAAAGACUGGCAAAGAAAACAUUCCUCCAGCAAAGCAGAAAGCCGCAACUAAGAAUAAGAAGGAGGAGGAACCACCUGUGCCACCAAAGGUCGAUGAAAAAGAAUCGGAGGCUUCACCCACAGUUUCACCUAAAAUAAAAGUCAAGCAAACCUCUAGUUUUACACUUCCACCCACUGGCAAUGAUGCAGAGUCUGAUGAGGAAUCAUUUGACUCAGAAGAUGAGGACGAGGGGGAAGACGAAGAUGAUGAUGAAGAGGAAGAGGAAGAAAAAGAAGAAAAGAAAAAGGAAGGCAAAGUGGUAGAAGAUGAAGAAGAGGAGGAUGAUGAGGAGGAAGAAGAAGGUGAUAAUAACAUUCCUUUAAAAUCUGAAAAACCAAUAGAGGAUCAAUUGAACGAGUCUGAUGGCAGCUUUGCGUCUGAACCUGAAGAGUCACCUGUAAAGCCCAAGAGUAAGGCAAAAGCUAAAACUGUUGUUAAAAGUGUAAAAAAGCGAAAAUCAAUUGCAACUUUAGUUAACCCAGUAAAGCCGAAGAUAACAAAAAAGUAGACGAGCAACGAAUGUUGCCAAACUAU